This is a messenger RNA of Lethenteron reissneri (Far Eastern brook lamprey), 1432 nucleotides long. It is a transcript of the gene RBKS, whose product is annotated as ribokinase. NCBI's taxonomy places the organism in Eukaryota, Metazoa, Chordata, Hyperoartia, Petromyzontiformes, Petromyzontidae. Gene Ontology annotation, biological process: D-ribose metabolic process. The record is from RefSeq and is a predicted model, not a curated record. Gene Ontology annotation, molecular function: ribokinase activity. Gene Ontology annotation, cellular component: cytosol.
CCCUACAGAGGCGUGACCUCUGGCCGAGAGGGAGACAGACGAAUGUUUUCACUUCCAGUGGCUCCUCUCUCUUCCCGUGGCAUCUCUUAAUCCACUGUGGCUCCUUGCUCUCUGCUCUUCUCUUUCCCAGUGAUUCAUCUCUCUCCCAGUGAUCCAUCUCGUUCCCUGUAAUUCGUCUCUGUUCUCCAGAGCCGCUUCCUCCUCUCGCUGCUCGACCGCGGCUCGACCGCGGCUCCCCACACCCCGGGCGCGCUGAGCGAGGGUCGACAUGGCUUCUGCACCUGCGGAGAUCGUCGUGGUGGGCUCAUGCAUGACGGAUCUGGUGAGCUACGCCCCGCGGCUGCCGCGGGUCGGGGAGACGGUUCACGGACACCGCUUCGCCGUGGGCUUCGGGGGCAAGGGCGCCAACCAGUGCGUGCAGGCCGCACGGCUCGGCGCCAGCACGGCCAUGGUGGCCAAGGUCGGAAAGGACACAUUCGGAGACAACUACAUUCAGAAUUUCAAGGAUAACGGAGUGAACAUAGAUUACGUGGGGCAAGUUUCCGAGGCGGCCACCGGCGUGGCUCCCAUCACGGUGGACGAUGAAGGGAGGAACGCGAUCGUCAUCGUGCCCGGAGCGAACCUGUCCCUGGGCCCCGAGGACGUUGCGCUCGCGCGGGCGGCCAUCGCGGGCGCUCGCGUCGUGCUGGCGCAGCUCGAGGUGCGGCCCGAGACCACGGCGCAGGCGCUGCGCCUCGCCCGCCAGCACGGCGUGAGGACCAUCCUGAACCCCGCGCCCGCCGUGCCGGACCUGGACCCGGAGCUCUACGAGCUGUCUGACAUCUUCUGCCCAAACGAGACCGAGGCAGAGCUGCUGACGGGCGUGGUGGUGAGCGGAGUGGAGGAGGCGGGCCGUGCCGCCACGCUGCUGCUCGAGCGAGGCUGCGGCGCCGUCGUCAUCACGUUGGGGUGCCGUGGAGCGGUGGUCGCGAGUCGAUCCGAUCCAUCUCCUCGCCAUGUCCCCUCGCCCAGCGUCACCGCUGUGGACACCACGGGAGCCGGAGACAGCUUCGUGGGCUCGCUCGCGUUCUUCCAGGCGCGUCUCCCGGGCCUCCCGCUGGCGGAGGCGGCCCGGCGCGCGUGCCACAUCGCGGCCGAGAGCGUGCGCUCGGCCGGCACGCAGAGCAGCUACCCGGGGCGCGCCGCCCUCCCCGUCGCGCUCUUCCAGGAGCAGUGACGGAAGCGGAGGAAGCUCUCCCAGGCCGGUCGCUCGCUCAGUCAACCGCCCGCCCGACUGCUCGAUCCAUCCACCGCACGCUCAACCGCCGCUUGCUCGCGCAAAGGGUGGAUUGCGAGGAUGGAAACAUUAUCCUGAGAUUUGAGGAAUAAAUGUCAGGCGCAAAAGCUUGUUCUGGUGCUUUUGUGAAUGUAUCAACUAGAAGGGAAAUAAUAA